Messenger RNA from Mesorhabditis spiculigera, 495 nucleotides. The record is from the annotation of a GenBank genome assembly. NCBI's taxonomy places the organism in Eukaryota, Metazoa, Nematoda, Chromadorea, Rhabditida, Rhabditidae.
AUGUCUCGAUUAUUACUACUAGCCCUUGUGGCAUUGGUGGCAGCAGAGGAAUUCGAAUUUGAUGAGGCUACGGACUGCGGAACCGCUGCCAGCAAUUGGAAGCCAUGCAUUGAGCGCAAAUUGGCUGAUCAGGUAUUCAGCACCUGUUGCGAGCGAUUCGUACCGCCGGAGUGCCGCGGAACCUGCAUGUACGAGACGAAUGCCAUUGAGGCUCGCGUGAUCUUGAUGCAUUCUAUCCAGCCUGCUCGCUGCCGCCUUUACAAGUACCUGCCGGCCGUUGUUCACUGCGCUGCCCAGACGCACGAUAACUCCGAGUGCUGCCGCGCCAAGGGAAUCCACACUCUCGGCGAGCAGUGCAUGAUGCUCUGCACCCCUCAGAAGAACCCCCGCGUGCUGUGGGGCAUGAAGAGCCUGCGGAAGGAUCUGGUGACCUGCCUCGCCAAAUGGGACCAAAUCAUGCAAUGCCACCAGAGCGGCCUCCGUGCUCGCAAGUGU